AUGAUUUUGAGCCUAUUAUCUAAAAGCCUCCAAGAGCUUUAUCAGAGCUUCUGCUGGAAACCGUUCAAUUGUUACUGCGCAUUAACUUACUUCUGUGUGUUGUGGUUGCUCCUCCUCUUCUUCUAUUUACUGGUGGAGAUUCCAUUUACCCUAACCUUCUGGAAAAAUGAACACACCCAAAAGCAUCAUCAGGGCAGAGCCAAGAGGAGGAGGAAAGGUUGGAGAUACUACCAGAGGGAAGAAGAAGAGAAAAAGAUGCUGCUUUCUGUCCUUAAAAGGUUCUCCUUUGUUUAUCCUGGUCCUUGCCGCAACUUUGUACCUCCUGUCUCCUGCAGCCCCCUGGGUCAGCAUCAUGAUUCCACCCGCUUUCGUCAGCUGUUAUGUCCAGACCCCUCCUGUGAGGUGUGUAAUGAUGCAACUGCUGAGAUGGAUCAUCUGCUCUUCUCAGAGGCCCUGCACGGUUCUACUCCCUCUGUGUCCUCUUUGGCUUCUGCAGCUCCUGUGACUGAGUCAUUGUCCACUCUGUCCCCUGCCUUCUCAGUAGUCCCUCCAGGAGAGCCAAUACCACCUCCUCUAUCUGAGCCUUUCCCACUACUCCUCUCCAAUCUCUCCCCUAACCCAGUAACCCCCUUAAGUGAUUUUGCAUCAUCAUUACCACCAGAUCACUCUCUGCCAUCAGAGCCUUUGCCUCCAUUCGAAUCUAAACUGACAGUGGAUGAUUCCCCGUUCCAAACCUUCGCCUUUCCCUCUCUCCCACCACAUGACACUCAGAGCUCGAAUACUUUUCUGACCCUGAAUACCAUCGUUAUUGAUGCCUCCAUUACCCAAGACAUCAACCCCUUCCCAGAUUUGGGCCUGACUUCGAAUGCCACAGCAUCAGUGACUUAUCAUGGCCCACCAACCAUGUCUGUCUCACCACCACCACACUACAGUUUAACAGUGACUCAACCUAAAUCCAUUCACAUCUCAUCCAAGCCUGCUCUAGAGAACUCUACUCCAGACAGCACUCAGGCAUUGUCCACUUAUGUCCCUCAAGGCACUGACCAUACAAAACUGUCAAUUUCACACUUUUUCUGUCAGAAAGCUUGUGUCAGAGACCCAUUGCUGUUCACCUUGGCACAAGAUGAUUUCAAUCAAGUUCAGGAUAUGGGAUAUGACUCUGAGGAAGACCUAAACACCGACAUAAUGAGUCUGUCAGGAGCAAAUUCAUUGAUAUCAGGGCACAAUAUAAGGCAGAGACAACCAGAAAAUGUCUCAAGAGCACACUUGAGCAAGAAAUCUGAGGAAAUCAAUGAGGGUCAGCUCCCUGCAACUGUGCAUAGUCCAUGGCAUGCUAUCCAUCAGACACUUUCUGGGCAAUACCGCAACAAAAUAAAACAGACACAUUUGGCACUAUCAGCGGGUAAGGAAAACUGCCUUAACACCUGCAAUGAGCUUCCCUUCCUUGAGUGCAGUGAACAGCAGAAACUGGAAGCCCACAUUACCAAAUUUCAUUUGAGGAGGAUGUGGGCCCUUCUAGCCAAAGUCCUAAAAUCCAUAAAGAUCUUUAAAUUGAGGGGUACUUCUUCCCAUUCCCUGUCUGAUUCCAAAUCUUCCUCUUCAACCAAUCUGAUUUCUGAGAGGGAUUCCAAAUCUAGGAGCUUCCAACCUGUUAGAGGAAUCUCUAAAACCCUGAAUCAGCCUCACCCUGUCACCUCACUUAUGGGCAAGGAAGGACAGAGGACCCUUAGACAAUCACCCCUUAAUAUUGCCCGUGGGCUGGCAGGGGAGGUUCAGAGAAUUCAGGUUGCCCUACAGACUCUUCUGCCUGUUACAAAUAGUAUUACUGACAAAGAAAGUGAGAGACACAUUCCAAGAGCCAACAUUUGUCCCCCAAAGCUGUCCAUAAGGCAAGCUAGCGAUGGACAUGGACCAAAGAAUCAAAGAGUGAAUUCCAGUCACAGCAAAAAAAUGAAGAAAUCAGAACCCGUCUCCAUGCCCAACAUGUUCAGGGCUGAGGAGCUUGAUGCUCUUCAACCCAAAAUGAAUGACAUCUUGACAACCAGCAAGCUGGGAAUUUCCCAAAGGUUAAAUGUGAAUGAGAGUAAAGGAGUAACUACUAUGACAACUAAAAGCCUCCCAGGGGAAACAUCAGUUUUCCAAGAUCUUAAAUCAGCAAACCUUCAGAAGCAACUAUCUGAGACAAAAUGGAAGCUUGAGAACAGGAAGCAGAGCCAGGCCCAAGGCCAACACACUCAUGUGUCCCAUGCCUUAGAUAGCUUGUCUAACACAGCCUCCCUGACUCAGGCUCAGGGUGUCUCCAGUGUGGACAAGGCUGCUCACCAGGUGCUGCAUGUCCCUUUGGGGAACACAGGUGUCAGUAGGAAGCAGCCACGGGAACCUUGGGUCCCUAGGAAUAUCGCAAGGUCAUGCCAGGAUAAGAGUUUUCCACCAAUUGCAAAGAAAGCAAGGCUCACAGGCUCCACAUCAGAAGAGCUUGGUGGAGGGAAUGCAGGCUUGGGAACAUCCCAACCUGGAAGGGAGAGAUUUCCAACACAGGACCUGCCACUAAAGGAGAGGCUCGGGAGCAAGUCUCCCCAGACCCCAUCACAGAAGGCACAGUCUCUUCCUGAAAGUCUGUUCAGAAAUCAAAUAAGCCGCUUUUUUCAAUGGCUUCAUCCUGAGAUAAAAUGCCAAGAGCAAGAAUACUCUGAGGAAAAGGGCAGCCCCCUAUCAUCUACACAGAGCAGAGGCCCAGUUGAAAGUAAAGUAGACACUGGGAGUUUUCUAGAGGAGAAACUAGGGCAUGUGGUAGAUAUCAGCUGCCCUCAAGAGCCCCUUCCCUCUGCAGUGAAGACUGAGAAUGGUCAGCAGAAGGCAGCAGUGUGUGCCUCAGCAGAGCCUGUCCAGGGGCAUCCUUUCAACUGCAGGACGUCCUCCUUUAAAGAGACAGAUACCAAGUCCGAUGGCCAAGAAGCUGUCUUGGGAGACAAGGACAGACUCACCCAGAAAGUUUUGGCAUUUAAGGACAAGCUAUUCAAUCAGAAGCAGCCCCAAUCUGUGCCCUGGAGGAGGACUGUGCCUCAUCCAAGCCCCACCUGCAGGCCUGCAGCUGCCCGGGGGCCUCCUGCUCUCACCGCUGCUGGAGGUGUAGUAGAGAUCAAUGUCUACUAUGUAGACAGCAACCACCUCUACAGAAUUUCCAGGGAAAGAAGAUUUCCCACCCCCAAAUAA
Molecule: messenger RNA, 3213 nt
Organism: Pipistrellus nathusii (Nathusius's pipistrelle)
Lineage: Eukaryota; Metazoa; Chordata; Mammalia; Chiroptera; Vespertilionidae
Source: the annotation of a GenBank genome assembly